Molecule: messenger RNA, 576 nt
Organism: Prunus armeniaca (apricot)
Lineage: Eukaryota; Viridiplantae; Streptophyta; Magnoliopsida; Rosales; Rosaceae
Source: the annotation of a GenBank genome assembly
AUGCACGUUUGGUGUAUCGUCCAGCCGAUUCCUGGGAUACCUAGUCACUCAAUGAGGUAUCGAGGCACACCCACGCCAAAUCAAAGCCAUUCUCGAAAUGAAAUCGCCUUAUACAAGAAGAUCACCGCCUUCUUUGUAAAAUACAAGAUCAAGCAACACCUGUCCACCCCAAGGCUAGAAGGUGCUGAAGGGAAAUUGGUGGAUGAGCUCCCCGGAGUACAAUGGGCUUACCGCACCAUCAAACAAAGAUCGAAAGGCGAAACCCCAUUCUUCCUCGCUUAUGGGACAGAAACGAUUAUCCCUCCUUACAUCACUGUCCCCUCCAUAAGCCUUGAGGUGGGCAGUGUUGAUCAGAACUCCGAGCAGAUGAGGCUCAACCUUGACUUACUUGAGGGCGAGCGUGAGAAAACCAUUAUCGGAGUCGUCUCUUAUCAGCAGCAGUUGAAGUUUUACUACAACAAAAGAGCUAAGAUCAGACAGUUUCAACAAGGCAAUCUCGUGCUAAGAAAGGCUUUCAUCACUGCACCAAGACAAGGGUCAAAAAGAUUAAUCCUAACUGGGAGGGCCCUUAUGUGA